AUGUAUUACAGCCACGGCAACUUCGAGGCAUUCGCCCGGCCCAAGAAGCCGGAAGGUGUCGAGAACAAGACGGCAUGGAUCGUCGGCUCGGGCCUCGCGGGCCUGUCGACAGCGGCGUUCCUUGUUCGUGAUGCGCAGAUGCCGGGAAAGAACAUCACCAUCCUCGAGGAGCUAAAGAUCCCCGGUGGUGCGCUCGAUGGAAACAAGGUGCCAGAGAAGGGGUUCGUCAUCCGCGGUGGACGAGAGAUGGAAGAGCACUUUGAGUGUCUUUGGGAUCUGUUCCACUCCAUCCCCUCUCUCGAGGUCGAGGGCGCCAGUGUGCUAGAUGAGUUCAACUGGCUGAACAAGGAAGACCCAAACUAUUCCCUCUGCCGUUCGACGGUCAACAAGGGCCAGCCCGCCGGCACCGGCAUGACCUUCACCCUCACAUCCAAGGCACAGAAGGAGCUGAUGAAGCUGUUCCUCGCCACCCGCAAGGAGGUCGAGAACAAGCGCAUCAACGAGGUCCUCGGCAAGGAGUUCUUCCAGAGCAACUUCUGGAUGUACUGGCGCACCAUGUUCGCCUUCCAGGAGUGGCACUCCGCGCUGGAGAUGAAGCUGUACCUCCACCGGUUCGUCAACCACAUCGGCGGCAUGCCCGACUUCUCUACUCUCAAGUUCACCAAGUACAACCAGUUCGAGUCCCUGGUUCUGCCUCUUCAGACAUGGCUGCACAAGCAGGGUGUCAAGUUCCAGUACGACACGGAGGUAACUGACAUCGACUUUGCCAUUGAGAAGGAGGGCAAGAAGCAGGCCACGUACAUCUACUGGAUCCAGAACGGAGACAAGGGCGGUGUCAAGCUGACGGAGAACGACCUUGUCUUUACAACGAUCGGGUCGCUGACGGAGAACUCGGAUUUGGGCGACCACCACACGCCAGCGAAGCUGAACGAGAAGUUCGCGCCAGCUUGGGAAGUAUGGCGAAAAAUCGCAGCCAAAGACCCAUCGUUCGGCCGUCCGGACGUGUUUGGUGCCCAUAUCCCAGAGACGAAGUGGCAGUCAGCCACGGUCACAACGCUCGACAAGCGGAUUCCCAGCUAUAUCCAGAAGAUCAGCAAGCGGGAUCCGUUCAGCGGCAAGGUCGUCACAGGCGGUAUCGUGACUGCUCAGGACUCGGCCUGGCUGCUCAGCUGGACUGUCAACCGCCAGCCACACUUCAAGGCGCAGCCCAAAGACCAGAUGGUGAUGUGGGUUUACGGCUUGCUAGUCGAUGUUCCAGGCGACUACAUAAAGAAACCGAUGCAAGACUGCAAUGGAGAGGAGAUCACGCAGGAGCUGCUCUAUCACAUGGGCGUGCCGGAGGCCGAGAUUGCUGAGAUGGCCGCCACGGGCGCCAAGUGCGUUCCUGUGAUGAUGCCCUACAUCACGGCGUUCUUCAUGCCUCGACAGGCGGGUGACCGGCCUGCGGUUGUGCCAAAGGGUGCCGUGAACUUCGCAUUCAUCGGGCAGUUCGCAGAGACGACACACGACACGAUUUUCACCACGGAAUACUCUGUGCGUACCGCGAUCGAGUCGGUGUACCAGCUUCUCAACGUCGAUCGCGGUGUUCCGGAGGUGUUUGGCUCGACAUACGAUGUGCGGACGCUGAUCGAGGCGACGCUCAAGCUUCGGGAUGGGAAGCCGUUCGGUGGCUGGCUGCCGGAGAGGGUGCGGCAGUUCUUCUGGCAUAAGUUGGAGAAUACUUGGGUAGGAGAUCUUCUCCACGAGUACAAAAUGGUUUGA
Phaeoacremonium minimum UCRPA7 is the source of this 1761-nucleotide messenger RNA. RefSeq names its product putative myosin-cross-reactive antigen protein. Gene Ontology annotation, biological process: fatty acid metabolic process. The record is from RefSeq and is a predicted model, not a curated record. NCBI's taxonomy places the organism in Eukaryota, Fungi, Ascomycota, Sordariomycetes, Togniniales, Togniniaceae. The coding region runs from base 1 to 1761 and encodes 586 amino acids. The transcript has a single exon. Gene Ontology annotation, molecular function: FAD binding; oleate hydratase activity.